This is a messenger RNA of Pogona vitticeps (central bearded dragon), 1137 nucleotides long. The record is from RefSeq and is a predicted model, not a curated record. Lineage: Eukaryota; Metazoa; Chordata; Lepidosauria; Squamata; Agamidae.
CAGGGUUCCAGGCAGUGCUGCCCUGUAGAGCCACCAUGUUGGGACGCCAGAAUGUCCAACCCACAAUGCGGGCCGCAGCACCUCAGGGACAGCCAGGCUGGCCACCAGCUAGACAAUCUGGCCAGAGAUUUCCAGUCACAUGGGCAGAUGCAGGAGGACCUGUUAUGGUGAUGGAGCGGCAGCGGAGGCCGGUGAGUUAGUAGGCGUGUGAGGGAGAGCAAGCAUCCGGCUUCCCCACUCAACAGCUGAUUGGAGGCCAGGGCGACAACAUGGGCGUGGACACCUGCAUAAAGUACUCCAUAUUCGUCUUCAACGUCGUAUUUUUGAUAAGUGGAUGUGUUAUUCUGGGAAUGUCUAUAUGGAUGCGUGUCAGCAAACCUGCACAAGUGGAAUUCAACAUAGACAGAAGCCUGUUUGCUGUCAUUGAGCUCCUUAUUGCUGUGGGUUGUAUUAUAAUGGUGCUUGGUUUCCUGGGUUGCUGUGGUGCCGUUCAGGAAAGCGAGUGCAUGCUCCUCCUGUUUUUCAUUGGACUCCUAGCAAUCCUGCUUCUCCAGAUUGUAGCAGGCAUUUUGGGAGCGCUCUUUAAACCUCAGAUUGAAGAAACACUGGACAAAACCUUUGCUGAAAAUGCUGCAAAGUUAUCAGGUUCUGCACAAAUGGAUCGAGAGUUUCAGGCCAUUUUUCGCAAAUUUGAGAUUAAUCACAAAUGUUGUGGUUUAGUGAAAGGGCAAGCUGACUGGGGACCAAAUGAAGGUUGUACUUGUGCCCCGGAAGACCAAGACACAUCUUUCUGUGAAAAGUCUAUAUAUGUACAGUUUUGUAGAGAUAUCCUAGUUAAAUUCUUCAAGGAGAAUAUGGUAAUAGUUAUGGGGCUAGCAUUCGGACUAGCAUUCCUUGAGGCUCUUGGUAUGGUGUUUUCAAUGAUCCUUUACUGCCAAAUCCAGAGAAGAUUUUGAAAGAUUGUGAAAGUGUCAGAAAUAUGUCAUCAGCCAAAGGAGAAACCUUUGUAGAAUGGGAGAUUGAUGUUUGGUUUGGCAUCCUAAAACAAAUGCCAGAAGCAGCUGGUAUGAGAACAGCUGAAGCACCAAUGGAUAAAGAUUCUUCAUGACUUAUGAAAUAAAAAUGUGUUUAAAAUUA